Molecule: messenger RNA, 1311 nt
Organism: Ipomoea triloba (trilobed morning glory)
Lineage: Eukaryota; Viridiplantae; Streptophyta; Magnoliopsida; Solanales; Convolvulaceae
Product: protein YIF1B-like
Exons: 6
Coding region: 259-1068 (269 amino acids)
Biological process (GO): endoplasmic reticulum to Golgi vesicle-mediated transport
Cellular component (GO): endoplasmic reticulum membrane; Golgi membrane; endoplasmic reticulum-Golgi intermediate compartment
Source: RefSeq, a predicted model, not a curated record
CUCGGUUUCUUCGAUUGCCGUACGGGCCGAUGGCUGCUGUGGACAGCGGCCUGCGGCGCUGCUGCGGGCUGCGUCCUGCGGCGGCUGGCUGAUUGCUGCGGUUUGCGGAAUGUUGUCGCUGCUGCGUGCUCCGUUGAUUAUAGGUGUUGCAGUUAUGAUGAUUUAAGGCCUCAUCUAGUCAUCUCGGUCUCUCUGAACUCUGAAGUCUGAAGCGAUCAAGUUGACAGGGUGACGGCUGUGAUUCCACUCAUUCCAGAUAUGUAUGAUAAUCUUGGAGCACAGCCUGGUGUUCCUAUACCGCCUACUAUGCAGCAGCCGAAUCCAUUUGGAAACGCAUUCUAUGGUGCAGGGUCUGGUUUAAUAAGAGGUGGAUUAGGUGCCUAUGGAGAGAAAAUUCUUGGUUCAAGCUCUGAAUACGUACAAAGCAAUAUUAGUAGAUACUUUUCUGAUCCCCAAUACUACUUCCAAGUCAAUGACCAAUAUGUGAGGAACAAAUUGAAAGUUGUACUUUUCCCAUUCCUGCAUAGGGGUCAUUGGACAAGGAUCACUGAACCAGUAGGUGGUAGGCUUUCCUAUAAGCCCCCAAUCUAUGACAUAAAUGCCCCAGAUUUGUAUAUCCCAUUUAUGGCAUUUGGCACGUAUGUUGUUCUUGCUGGUUUAUCAUUGGGUCUCCAGGGAAGGUUUAGCCCUGAAGCCCUAAACUGGCUGUUCAUGAAGGGUUUGGUUGGCUGGUUUUUACAAGUUUCAUUGCUGAAGAUGACACUUUUCUCACUUGGUAGCGGAGAAGCACCUUUGCUGGACAUUGUGGCAUAUGCAGGAUACACUUUUGCGGGUUUGUCCGUGGCUAUCUUGGGGAAGAUUUUAUGGAACUAUUCCUACUACUUUUUGAUGCCAUGGGCUGGUCUAUGCAUGGGGAUAUUCCUUGUGAAAACAAUGAAGAGGGUACUCUUUGCAGAGGUGAGGACUUACGAUUCAAGCAGGCAUCAUUAUCUCCUCCUCUUCAUCGCCCUGUCUCAGUUCCCCCUUCUCUUCUGGCUUGGAAAGAUUAGCAUUAGUUGGUUCUUUUGAAGUACCGCCCCCAUACCUCCAUAGCUAUAGAACUUCGCCUGGAACAGAAUGUCAAUUCUCUUGAACAAUUUUGUUACUUUUCUGUAAUGUCUUUCUGAAUAUUUGACAGAGUUCUCAUCUAAUGUAUCUUUUGUCCAACAAAAAUGACCAUAUGCUUGGUGUACAAAUUGAGGGAGAAAGGGAAAUGACCAAGAUCAGGCUUUUUCUUUGGGAAUUAAACAAGUAAUUGUCAACUUCUCUUCA